This is a messenger RNA of Corythoichthys intestinalis (scribbled pipefish), 711 nucleotides long. Its product is annotated as zymogen granule membrane protein 16-like. NCBI's taxonomy places the organism in Eukaryota, Metazoa, Chordata, Actinopteri, Syngnathiformes, Syngnathidae. The coding region runs from base 153 to 668 and encodes 171 amino acids. The transcript is spliced from 4 exons. The record is from RefSeq and is a predicted model, not a curated record.
CUCAUUGUACAGAAGGAAGUGCUAGUGAAAAGAUUAGAAGUAAUAAUUACAAGUUACAAUUUUCAAAAAAAUGCAUAUAAGAAUUGCCUGUCAAAGCUGAGAGUGUUGCACAACUUCUGGAACUUUCUUACAGGGAAUACACGCUUAAAAGAAUGCGUUGGCUCACCUUUAUUUCACUCCUGUCAGUUACUGCUUUGGCUGACUAUCCACCAGAUAUUGAUGAUUACUUUUCAUUCUCCAAACACGUGGGCUCAGGAGUCGGCAUCUCAUAUGGCAUCGUUGGGAAAGGAAGGAUUACAGGUGUCCGAGUGUGGGAGGCCAACAAUAACUACAUCUAUGGAAUCCAACUUCGCUACGGCUACGCCUGGACCAAUAUUACAGGCUAUCCGUAUGGUCAAGUCCAGGAAAUGAAGUUGUUCGAAGGCGAAGCCAUUGUGCAACUUUCUGGAAAGUAUUCGCACUACGUGCAGUCUCUGGUAUUCACUACCAACAUGGGCCGAUCCCUGUUUGCGGGCCAGCCCCGGGGACACUCAUUCAACAUGUACCCAAGAAAGGAAAAGGCUGAACUGCGCUUCAUCAGUGGCCGUUACAACGGAGCUAUCACCUCCAUUGGAGCACAUUGGGGAGUUGUUUCUGACCCUUAUAGAAAAACUCCAAAUUACUUGUAACAUGUAAAUUGGUUUGAAAAUAUUCCAACUCAAUAUCAAUAAA